This is a messenger RNA of Miniopterus natalensis, 2397 nucleotides long. It is a transcript of the gene CMKLR1, whose product is annotated as chemerin chemokine-like receptor 1. Gene Ontology annotation, cellular component: plasma membrane. Gene Ontology annotation, biological process: complement receptor mediated signaling pathway; positive regulation of cytosolic calcium ion concentration; phospholipase C-activating G protein-coupled receptor signaling pathway. The record is from RefSeq and is a predicted model, not a curated record. NCBI's taxonomy places the organism in Eukaryota, Metazoa, Chordata, Mammalia, Chiroptera, Miniopteridae. Gene Ontology annotation, molecular function: complement receptor activity; G protein-coupled receptor activity.
AAGUGACAAGUGUCUGCUGUUGCAGCUGUCCCUAGAAAACACACCAAGUCGUCGCUGUUUUGUUACCCGCAGAAGAAACUGUCAAGAGCUGCAGCUUUGCUCCAGCCACUACAGGGAGACCCUGUUGCAACCUGGUAGGUCUCAGUCGGAGUCCAGUUUUAGGGAAGCCGCAGACCUUCAUCACAAAAGGAAGUGUUCAGGCCCAGGCCAGAGGUGUGAUGUCGUGAAAGUCACCAUGUGGAGACAUUGAGAGGUUCUUCAUGGUUUCUCCAACGACAACAGCGGUGUCUCCAGCCUCUCUGAGAACAAUUCAUUGGCGGGGGUGCAGCUGCCAGAUUAGCCCUCGGGCUCGAGAUGGAUAGAAGGGAGCAGGUUCCUUCAAGGCCACCACCCCGCCCUCCCCCUUCCAUCUCAAGCCUUCCCAGCUGCUCUGAGACUGUGGUGGGGAAAGUGGCCCCUUCGGAGCGCCGCAGGACAGGUGUCACGCCAGCAGGAGCGGACAUGAUCUCCACGCCUCCCUCUUUUGGAGGCUGGGGUGGGAGAUGGACGAUCACAACGGGUGUUUCCAGCUGUGCGCAGGGACUGAUUGGCUGGGGACCCAACAGGACAGCUGCAGACACCGUAACCGUGAACGACGAUGGAGUACGAGGACUACAACUACUCCCUCUCCUACGACGAUGAAGAUUUCAGCACCAUCAUGAUUCCGGAGGAGUCUCGCUCCCCCGAAGGCGACGUCAUCAGGAUCUUCCUGGUGGCGAUCUACAGCAUCGUCUGCUUCCUCGGGAUCCUGGGCAACGGCCUGGUGAUCUUCAUCGCCACCUUCAAGAUGAAGAAGACGGUGAACACGGUCUGGUUCAUCAACCUGGCCAUCGCGGAUUUCCUGUUCAACCUCUUCCUCCCCAUGCACAUCGCCUACAUCGCCAUGGACUACAACUGGGUCUUCGGGACGGUCAUGUGCAAGAUCAACAGCUUCCUGCUCUUCCACAACAUGUACACCAGCGUCUUCCUGCUGACGGUCAUCAGCUUCGACCGCUGCGUCUCGGUGCUGCUCCCCGUCUGGUCGCAGAACCACCGCAGCGUGCGCCUGGCCUACAUGGCCUGCGUGGGCAUCUGGGUCCUGGCGUUCUUCCUGAGCUCGCCGUCCCUCGUGUUCCGGGACACGGCCCUCGUGCACGGGAAGGUCUCCUGCUUCAACAACUUCAGCUCGUCCCCGUGGUCCGCUCAGCCCCAGCUGGACUCCGUGGGCUUCCACCGGCACCUGGUGGUGACCGUCACGCGCUUCCUCUGCGGCUUUCUGAUCCCGGUCCUCGUCAUCACCGCCUGCUAUCUCACCAUCGUCUGCAAGCUACGGCGCAACCGGCUGGCCAAGACCAAGAGGCCCUUCAAGAUCAUCGUGACCAUCAUCAUCACUUUCUUCCUGUGCUGGUGCCCCUUCCAAACCCUGUUCCUCCUGGAGCUCCACCACACCUCCGUGUCCCGCUCUGUCUUCAGCUUGGGUCUGCCCCUGGCCACUGCCAUCGCCAUCGCCAACAGCUGCAUGAACCCCAUUCUGUACGUCUUCAUGGGUCAGGACUUCAAGAAGUUCAGGGUAGCCUUCUUCUCCCGCCUGGUCAACGCUCUGAGUGAAGACACGGGCCACUCCUCCUACCCCAGCCACAGGAGCUUUACCAGGAUGUCAACCGUAAACGAGAGGUCCUCGAUGAAUGAGAAGGAGACCAACAUGCUCUGAGCCCCCCCUGGGGGCCCCAGGAGACACCCCCGACCUUGGCGUCCAGAGCUCUGCUUUCUCAAGACCGCAGCAGGAGCCUCGUCAGCACCCACCGAUGCCCUCUGUAUUUUGCACGGGGCUGAACAGUGUUUUGAGCUGGGCACCCAGGGCUUGGAACCCCUGUCUUGCAGUGGCAUGGGGGACAUGGCAGGCCAUGUGGCUCAGAGCCUUGGACCAGCAUCCCACGCUUCUUGGGGAGACCAGCCUUGACUGAUGCAAAGCAAAAAAAAAAAAGGGGAACAUUCUCAAAAGCACUGCGAUCGGCAUAAGACCCGGAGACUCUGCUAUCUACUGUGCGCUCCCCGGUAAUGACACAAACACUCUACAGGGUCCGUUCCUGGUGGGAGCAGAGGAGGGCAGAGCUAACCAGUGUGACACUCGCAGGUCACACCUCCCCCUGCAUACCUGUUCAAUAGCCAGGCAGGAACCCCACCACUCCAGCCAUUACUUGGCUUAGGGUGUGUGGAAACGUACCGGUGACCUGGGGGAAGAAAGGGACAUGUGAGCACCUGGCCCCACAGGACCGUGCAUUUGGCUUUCAGACCAAGUAGGAAGACAAAGAACAGGUUCUGAGGGGCCACGUGGGCUCUUUGUGAGGGCGGACAGGCAGGGUGCAAUGGGAGCUGGGG